UAUCUGUUAGUGUAGUGUUGCUGCUGUGUAUGUUGGAGGAUGUCUGACAACGCAGAAUCUCCCACAGAAAAUCAAAAAGAUGAACCUUCAAUACAACACACUGUCUCUGAACAUGCUGGAUCUUCGGAUGAGAAGAAAAAGAUUGAUGUACUGUUGAAAGCGGUUGGUGAUGCGCCCAUCAUGAAGACAAAAAAAUGGGCAGUGGAGAGGGGCAGGACAGUACAGUCACUCACGCAGUUCAUCUCACGCUUCCUCAAACUGGAGCCUAGCGAACAGCUGUUCAUUUAUGUCAAUCAGUCAUUUUCUCCAUCACCAGACCAAGAAGUGGGUGUACUUUUUGAGUGUUUUGGAAGUGAUGGGAAACUAGUUCUCCAUUACUGCAAGUCCCAGGCCUGGGGAUGACCGUGCAGCCUGUGCAUGUCUCUCAAUUGCUCUCUCGUUCCACCUCCCCCCCCCCAUUUAUACACCUGCACACAUACAGAAAUACUUGCCUUUUCACAUCAUCAUAGUUUUUUAACUUGUUGAUCAUUUUCAUUUCUCUUUUUUCUUUCUUUUUUUGUUUUGUUUUUUGUUGUUGUUGUUGUAAAUAAUAAAGUGUAAAUACUAUUGUAAAACCUUGUGUCAUCUAAUUGGAAAGAGGAGUUGAGUUGGGUGAGGUGAUGGGUGGAAAUAAUACGAUCACCAAAUACCUUUAGCAACAAAUUUAGAUGGAUGUUUGUAAUACUUAAGCUCAUGUAGAAAUGAUUUACAGGGAAAGGGGCAAUAUGUGAUACACAGUGAUUACUUUUUACAGUGGGGGCGGGUAGAGUGCCAGGACCGAACAGGGCACAUGUAAGAGGUGGAGAUAGGGUGUGAAGAGCAUGUUAGAAAGGGUGGGAUGGAAGCAUUUAAAAGAAGAAAAGAUACAAAGAUGGAGACAGGACUGACAGAUGGACUGAAGAGGGAUUAUGGAUGUUGGGGUUAGACUGUGACACCAAUUUCCAAGAAAAGGCAGGAAAAAUAGAAGAUUGGUGAAGGACUGUACCAAAAAAGGGGGAAACCUUAAAAAAAGAGCAAAAGGAUAAGAAGAGAAACUGCAUGCUCAACCAAAGGGGCAAGGACCUUGUCUUUUGACAACUGCACUGAAGUUAUAAAAAGGAAUAAAUGAAUUGAUUGAAUUAGGAAGAAAUUGAUGGUGAGCAUGAUGUAAGGAGAAGUGCUCAGGUAAAUUUAAACUUUUUAAAUGCAGAAUAAUUUUUUGAAUUUCUUAACAGGUAUACUUUAUGUAUAUGUAAAAUAUAUAUUUAAUUAGGUGCUGAGCUUUUGUAAAAACUCGAUGCAGUUUGAAUUAAUGUAAAGAAUAAACAUAUUACCCUCACAUCAUGAUGCAUUUUAUAGGGAAGCACAUCUGGUACCACUUUUUUCUCAACUAAAUGUAAGGUUUGAGAAAUAUUUCUGAUUAGCAGAUGUACUGUGUCUUCUACAUCUCUUUUAUAUUUCUUAAGAGAAAUAUAUAUUUCUGUACUCAAAUAGCAAGCUAAGAAGUAUAUCAACUGAUCAAAUUGAGUGUACAAUGUGUUUACUUUCCUGUGUGAUAAUUGAUAGA
Messenger RNA from Myxocyprinus asiaticus (Chinese sucker), 1585 nucleotides. RefSeq names its product ubiquitin-like protein ATG12. Gene Ontology annotation, biological process: autophagosome assembly; nucleophagy; C-terminal protein lipidation. Gene Ontology annotation, cellular component: Atg12-Atg5-Atg16 complex; phagophore assembly site membrane; cytoplasm. Lineage: Eukaryota; Metazoa; Chordata; Actinopteri; Cypriniformes; Catostomidae. The record is from RefSeq and is a predicted model, not a curated record. The transcript has 4 exons. Bases 40 to 402 code for a protein of 120 amino acids.